AUGUUGUUCGUGUUGAUUAACGCAGAAGCUGAUUAUGGACUUCAUGACUGUCUUGCUACUCUGCCGUUGGAGAAACUAAUUGCUGUUUCAUUUUCUCCCCCAGCACCGUUUUCCCCAUCCCUUGCUAUUAUUCUUAUUCUUUGGAGUAUUCUUCAUUGUCAAGCCGCCAAAGUGGAGAGUGUGAUUGCAGAAGGGGGUGCUUCUCGUUUCAGUGCUUCUUCGGGGGGAGGAGGUGGUAGGGGUGCACCUCAGCACUAUCCCAAGACUGUCGGCAACAGCGAGUUCCUGGGGAAAACCCCAGGGCAAAGCGUUCAGAGAUGGGUUCCUUCACGAAGCACUAGACGAGAUGUCAACUCCAGCAACGAAAAAGAGCGUCACGAUGCAAUCUUCAGGAAAGUGAGGGGCAUACUCAACAAACUCACGCCUGAGAAGUUUGACAAGCUAUGCCUUGAGCUCCUGAACGUGGGCGUAGAUUCAAAACUCGUCCUUAAAGGAAUCAUCUUGCUGAUUGUAGACAAAGCCCUAGAAGAGCCGAAGUAUAGCUCGCUCUAUGCUCAGCUAUGUCUGCGCUUGGCAGAGGACGCACCAAACUUUGAUGGCCCUUCAUCUGAGAUUCAAACAUCCCAAAAGCAGAGCACAACCUUUAGACGACUACUGAUUUCCAAGCUUCAAGAUGAAUUUGAAAACCGCACCAGAAAUGUUGAAAUCUAUGACAAACAUGACAACCCUCUUACUUCAGAGGAGGAGGAGCAGCGUGCCAUCGCCAAGAUCAAGAUGCUUGGCAACAUUAAAUUCAUCGGGGAACUUGGCAAACUUGACCUCAUCCAUGAAUCUAUCCUUCAUAAGUGCAUCAAAACACUUCUGGAAAAGAAGAAGAGAGUCCAGCUCAAGGAUAUGGGGGAGGAUCUGGAGUGCCUCUGUCAGAUAAUGAGAACAGUGGGGCCGAGACUCGACCAUGAGAAAGCUAAGUCUUUAAUGGAUCAGUACUUUGGCCGUAUGCGAUCCUUAAUGAACAACAAGGAGUUGCCUGCUAGGAUCCGCUUCCUGCUGCAAGACACAGUGGAACUGCGAGAAAACAACUGGGUCCCCCGCAAGGCUUUCAUUGACAACGGACCAAAGACAAUCAACCAGAUCCGUCAGGAUGCAGUGAAAGAUUUGGGUGUUUUCAUCCCAGCGCCCAUGUCUCAGGGGAUGAGGAUGGACUUCUUCCUGGAAAGCCCCUUCAUGCCCAACCGAAUGAAGCUGGACAGGGAGACUCUCGGGGGGCUGGCUGAUAUGUUUGGACAAAUGCCAGGCAGCGGGAUCGGAACUGGCCCAGGGGUUAUUCAGGAUAGGUACUCUCCCACUAUGGGACGCCAUCGCACCAACCCGCUCUUCAACGGCCACAGUGGUCACAUCGCCCCUCAACCGCAGUCACAGUUCGAUAUGGGGCCAAAGUCUUUUGUUAAGUCCAAUCAGGUUCAGAACCAGCAUUUCCUCAACCAGAACCAGAACCAGAACCACAUGGCCCAGCAGCAGGUCCAGUCCAAGGAUAUGCCUCCACGAUUCAGCAAGAAAGGACAGCUCAACGCAGAUGAGAUCAGCCUGCGACCCGCUCAGUCAUUCCUCCUCAUCAAGAACCAGGUGCCCAAGCUCCAGCCACAGAUCCCCACCAUGAUGCCUCCUAGUGCCCAGCCCCCACGCACCCAGACCCCACCUCUGGGACAGCCACCGCAGCUUGGCCUGAAGACCAACCCUCCACCGAUCCAAGAGAAACCUCAAAAGACAAGCAAGAAACCACCUCCUGCAAAGGAGGAACUGCUUAAGAUGACUGAGACGAUUGUGACCGACUACUUGAACAGUAAGAACCUGACCGAGGCAGUGAGUGGUGUGCGAGAGAUGAGGGCUCCCAAGCAUUUCCUUCCAGAGAUGCUCAGCAAAGUAAUCAUCUGCUCCCUGGACCGUCCCGAUGAGGACAAGGAGCACGCCAGCACUCUGAUCCAUACACUCCGCACUGAGAGCCUGAUCACUGGGGAGAACUUCAUGCAGGCUUUCCUCAAUGUCCUAGACCAGUGCCCUAAGAUCGAGUUGGACGUCCCGCUGGUGAAGUCCUACCUGGCCCAGUUUGCGGCUCGGGCCAUCAUCGCAGAGUUGACAGCCAAGCUGAAGGACAGGGAGUGGCUCACUGACCUCUUUCAGCAGAGCAAGGUCAACAUGCAGAAGAUGCUCCCAGAAAUCGAUCAGAACAAAGACCGAAUGCUGGAGAUCUUGGAGGGGAAGGGCCUGAGCUUCCUUUUCCCGCUGCUGAAGCUGGAGAAGGAGCUGCUGAAGCAGAUAAAAGCAGACCCCUCACCACAGUCCAUCUACAAGUGGAUUAAAGACAACAUCUCUCCCAAGCUACACACUGACAAAGGCUUCGUCAACAUUCUUAUGACAAGCUUCCUGCAGUACAUCUCCCAGGAGCUGUGCAUGGCGGAGGGUGACGAGCAGCUGGCAGCCCCCUCCAAAGAGCAGCUGGAGCAGGAGAAGCAGCUGCUGCUGGCCUUCAAGCCCGUCAUGCAGAAGUUCCUGCAUGACCAUACCGACCUGCAGGUCAGCGCCCUCUACGCCCUGCAGGUGCACUGCAACGCCAGUGGGUUCCCUAAAGGCAUGCUGCUGCGCUACUUUGUCAACUUCUACGACAUGGAGAUCAUUGAAGAAGAAGCCUUCCUAGCAUGGAAAGAAGAUAUUACCCAAGAGUUCCCUGGGAAAGGAAAAGCUUUAUUCCAGGUAAACCAGUGGCUCACCUGGCUGGAGACGGCGGAGGAGGAGGAGUCGGAGGACGACGCAGACUGAGGAGCAGAGCAGGAGCGUGUAGAAGAGCAACGUUAUCUUACUCGCCUUUCCUUUUGUUAAACUCCAUGCUUGAUUUAACCACUGCCGCGUGGCACCCAGCUGCUUCUGUGUUGCUGCCGUCAGCCUCGUGUGCUCCCACCUGCACCGUGACCACCGCCUGACGAGCAUCCUUUGAUCUGUGGCUUUGUCCUCAUCAGCUAAAUGAAGUCUGGAGUGGCUCAACCACGUGUCUUUUCUCUCUGCUUUGUUAGGUUGUAGCUUUUUUUUUCCACUGUAUUGCAUGUUUUUUGUUUUAUUUCUGCUCAGUCUUUGAUGAUUUGAACUGUACUCGAUAGUGAACUGCUUUAUUUAAGGAUGUGUAGGCUUCCCCCCGUAAAGAAAUGAAAUUGGUAGGGUUCUUGGCCAAGGUUAGUUCCACGCUGAGGUCUAGUCAGUAAUGUGCUUGAAUCCUCUGUUCGGGCCUGUGUUACGUGUGACACCUGAUGGCAGAAGGAUCCAGGCGGAUCCGAACGGUGAACCUCCUCCAUGCAGCGUUCAGCCUGUGUUUCAGACGUUGACGGUUGAUGUGAAGCGAGUGAGGCCUGAGCUGGCAAAUACAUGCGUGUGGUCAACCAGUGCUUACUAAAAUGUUUUCAGACUUUUUUGUUUUCUUUUUAAUAAAAGUGCUCUUCGUGGUGA
Molecule: messenger RNA, 3492 nt
Organism: Betta splendens (Siamese fighting fish)
Lineage: Eukaryota; Metazoa; Chordata; Actinopteri; Anabantiformes; Osphronemidae
Gene: eif4g2b
Product: eukaryotic translation initiation factor 4, gamma 2b
Exons: 21
Coding region: 1-2814 (937 amino acids)
Cellular component (GO): eukaryotic translation initiation factor 4F complex
Molecular function (GO): mRNA binding; translation initiation factor activity; protein binding
Source: RefSeq, a predicted model, not a curated record